AUGAGGUACAACAGUGGCUCGUUAGAGAUAGUUAAGAACUUCUGUUACUUAGGUGAUAUGUUGGGCAGUGAAGGGGGUGUUGGAAGAAGUGUUACUUGCAGGAUAGGUUCUGCUUGGAAAAAGUUUAGAGAGUUACUUCCUUUAUUGACUAGCAGAGUCCUGUCAAUUGAGGUAAAAGGUAGGUUGUAUGAGGCCUGUGUGAGAAGUGUUAUGUUGUACAGUAGUGAGACAUGGGCAGUGAAGCAGGAAGAUCUUGACCGUUUAGAAAGGAAUGAUAUGAGAAUGGUUAGAUGGAUGUGUAAUGCCAGUCUGAGAGACAGAAAGAGUUCAAAUGAGCUAAGAAGCAGGCUAAGUCUCCGUAGAAUUAAAGAUGUUAUCCAGAUAAGAAGAUUGAAUUGGGUGGGGCACUUGGAAAGAAUGGAGGAGGAUAAUUGGGUAAGAAAGUGUAGAGACUUCAUAGUUCCUGGGGCAAAGCCCAGAGGCAGACCGAGAAAGACUUGGCAGGAGGUUAUAAGGACAGACUUAAUAGAGAGCAAGUUGAGUUUAGAUCUAACACAGUCUAGAUCAGAUUGGAAGAGGGUCAUUAAUAUACCCCAUACAACCCAUGCUAGCAUGGAAAACAGAUGUUAAGCCGAGAAUGAUGAUGAUGAUGAUUUUCGAGCAUUGUUUGGGUCAAUGCAGGUAAAAGGUAGGUUGUAUGAGGCCUGUGUAAGAAGUGUUAUGUUGUACGGUAGUGAGAAAUGGGCAGUGAAGCAGGAAGAUCUUGACCGUUUAGAAAGGAAUGAUAUGAGAAUGGUUAGGUGGAUAUGUAACGGCGGUCUGAGAGACAGAAAGAGUUCAGAUCAGCUAAGAAGCAGGCUAAGUAUCUGUAGAAUUAAAGAUGUUAUCCAGAUAAGAAGAUUGAAUUGGCUGGGGCACUUGGGAAGAAUGGAGGGGGGGGGGGGGGGGGGUAAUUGGGCACGAAAGUGUGGAGACUUGAUAGUUCCUAGGGCAAAGCCCAGAGGCAGACCGAGAAAGACCUGGCAGGAGGUUAUAAGGAUAGACUUGAUACAGAGGAAAUUGAGUUUAGAUCUAACACAGUCUAGAUCAGAUUGAAAGAGGGUCAUUAAUAUAACCCGUCCAACCCAUGCUAGCAUGGAAAACGGACGUUAAGCCAAGUAUGAAUGAAUGAAUGAAUAUUGCUUUAUUUUACAUUGAAAAUAUAUGUUUAGAUAUGU
Molecule: messenger RNA, 1217 nt
Organism: Hydractinia symbiolongicarpus
Lineage: Eukaryota; Metazoa; Cnidaria; Hydrozoa; Anthoathecata; Hydractiniidae
Exons: 2
Coding region: 1-630 (209 amino acids)
Source: RefSeq, a predicted model, not a curated record